Benincasa hispida (wax gourd) is the source of this 1443-nucleotide messenger RNA. It is a transcript of the gene G-TMT, whose product is annotated as gamma-tocopherol methyltransferase. The record is from RefSeq and is a predicted model, not a curated record. Gene Ontology annotation, biological process: methylation. Gene Ontology annotation, molecular function: S-adenosylmethionine-dependent methyltransferase activity. NCBI's taxonomy places the organism in Eukaryota, Viridiplantae, Streptophyta, Magnoliopsida, Cucurbitales, Cucurbitaceae.
UAAACUCGAUUUCUCUUUCCAAAAGAAAAAAGAAAAAGAAAAAGAAAAGAAAUAUCGCUUGUUUUGUUGCUUUCUGUAGCUUCUCUCUCAGCAUCUCUGUGUUGCUUUACGUUCCCAACAAAUUGGCAUCGGCCAUUGCUCCCUUCUUUAUAUUAUACUACCAACGACGACAAUGAGCUUCACCACUGCACCUCCAAUCCAUACCUUGUCGUAUUCCCCUUCCUCCUUCCAUUCCAAUCCCUUCAAACCCACAAUCCUAUCUCCCAUCCCUCUCCGCCGUUCCUUUUCUUCUUUCACCCACCGCCGCACCUCUCCUCUGCUUGCCGCCGCUGCUGCCACCACCGCCUCCGACCAGAUGGACGCCGAUCGCCUUCAGAAAGGAAUCGCCGAGUUCUACGAUGAGUCGUCCGGGCUUUGGGAAAGCGUUUGGGGCGAACAUAUGCACCAUGGAUUUUACGAUCCUGAUUCUUCCGUUUCCCUCGCCGAUCACCGCGCUGCGCAAAUCCGGAUGAUUGAGGAGACGCUCCGGUUCGCCAGCGUGGAGAAGGCGACGGCGGCGGUGGAUGUUGGGUGUGGGAUUGGGGGAAGUUCUAGGUAUUUGGCGAGGAAGUUUGGGGCGAAAUGUAGAGGUAUCACUUUGAGCCCUGUUCAAGCUAAACGGGCUCAAGCGAUUGCUGCGGCUGAAGGAUUAAGUGAUAAGGUGUGUUUUGAAGUGGCAGAUGCUCUGAACCAACCAUUCUCAGAUGGGGAAUUUGAUCUGGUAUGGUCCAUGGAGAGUGGGGAGCACAUGCCUGACAAAUCCAAGUUUGUGAGUGAACUAGUCAGAGUUGCUGCCCCUGGAGGUACCAUAAUUAUAGUUACAUGGUGUCAUAGAGACCUUGGACCUUCUGAGAAAUCCUUGCAGCCAUGGGAGGAGAAGCUCCUUCAGAAGAUUUGUGAUGGCUUCUAUCUCCCUGCUUGGUGUUCCACUGCUGAUUAUGUCAAAUUACUCCAAUCCCACAAUCUCCAGGAUAUAAAGACAGCAGAUUGGUCUGAGAAUGUAGCUCCGUUCUGGCCUGCAGUUAUUCGGUCUGCAUUGACUUGGAAGGGCUUCACAUCACUCUUACGAAGUGGAUGGAAAACAAUAAAAGGAGCACUGGUAAUGCCAUUGAUGAUUGAAGGAUUCAAUAAAGAUCUCAUCAAAUUUGCCAUUAUUACUUGCCGUAAGCCACAAUGAAGCUUCUUCUUCAUACACCUAUAUACCAAUCCCAAUAUUUAUAAACCUCACAACCAAAUUCUUCCCUCUUAUUAAUUGUUCUUCCUUUUAUUUUCUGUUAUAUUUCUCGGGGAAGAAAUUUCCAUCUUAUUAGUUAAUUUGUAAUUUUAUUUUAUUUAUACUUAGAAAAUAGGUUAACUUUUUAAUUCUGUUGGCUUAAUCGUUCAAGUUGUUUUUCAUAUUAUGCA